This is a messenger RNA of Trichoderma gamsii, 615 nucleotides long. RefSeq lists its product as hypothetical. Bases 1 to 615 code for a protein of 204 amino acids. The record is from RefSeq and is a predicted model, not a curated record. NCBI's taxonomy places the organism in Eukaryota, Fungi, Ascomycota, Sordariomycetes, Hypocreales, Hypocreaceae. The transcript has a single exon.
AUGGAACACGAUCAAAAUUCCGAACCAGGUCCUCAAGUCUGCGGCAAAGUCGUUGUUCUCAAUGGCUUCCCCGGCACAGGAAAAUUGACCAUAGCAACCAAGAUGAAGAGCUACUUUCCCGAGGAUACAGUCCGUCUCAUCGAUAACCACCUGCUCAUUGAUCCGGCUCAGGCGAUUUACCCUGGCAGGAGUGCAGCACACUGCGAGCUACGUCGAAAAUUUCGUGAAGUUGCUUUCGACGCCAUUCGGAAGAUUGCACAAGAGGGCAAAACGGUUCUUAUGACGGCAUGUCUUGUCGAUAAUGAAGCAGACAUUAGAACCUUUGAAGAGCAUAUGUCCAUAGUCCGGAACACGUAUAUACCAGUAUAUUGGCUCAAUCUUGGAUGCGAUAGAGAAGUUUUAGAAAAGCGCGUCACAAGUAUGGAGCGGCGAGAAGGGGGCAAAACCAAGUUGAUAGAUGCCAGUGUCCUGCGUCAGAUAGUGGAGGAUCAUAAGCUUCUGAACCCGCGUCCAUAUGACUAUGAGCCUGUGAGGUUAAUCACGGAGUCGAUGGAUGUGGGUGGAACAGUAGAAGAGUCAGUACAUAAGAUACUGCAUGUACUACAGGGUCGCUAG